UUCGGGUCAGUGCUAGAGAGCACUUCACAGUUCUUUCCGGUUCUCAAGCUUAAAAAAAUACCAUGUUUGUACAACUUAAAGUCACAAUCGUUAUAGUUUUAGGUUUCAUGACAACAAUGUUGAUUUGCAACGUGAGUGCAGCUUGCAUUAAUACGGAGAACAUAUGCAAGAAGCUUUCUUGUCCCGCUGCGAAGGAAACCAGUUGUGGCAACACUUGUUGUUUCAUAAAUGAUUCUACUGUCGCAUUUCAGGUUACUAAUUUUGAUCCAGAAAUAGAAUAUCUGGGGUCCUUAUUGAUAAUCAACCAAACACUGUUCAAAGUUUCCCUUCAGCAAAACAUUGAAAAUGCGACAUUAAAAUGCAUUGCCCGGAUAUGCUGCAACAAGACUCUGAAUCAAAUGACUAACUUCACAUAUGGGAAGCUAAACAGUCUUUCAGAUAGCUUUGAAGUUCAACUUGAGCUUCAAACUGAUAUAAUCUUCGUGUUUAGCAUACGAAACGUUUCGUUAGAAGCCUUUCCGUGCUUCAGAUGGGACGACUACAGGCAACUUAAUGGUACUUGCGCGAGUAUUUCAUCAACAAAUCCUGGAGUCAACCUCACCGGAACAAAAUUCCGAAAUAAAAAAACAGCAGAAACAUAUCAUCUUCUGACAUAUUGUGUGGUAGUGACAUUCUUGCUGCUGGAAGUUUUGUUUUGUGCGGUAUUAUAUCUUUGUUUGAUGGAAAAACGCGGACGCACGAAAGAAGUAGGAAACACCGUGGGUAACCCUAUCUAUCAGCGAGGUCUGCAGGUUUUGGAAUUUGCGCCAGACGACGCAUUAAGCCCAACUCAAGACUCGUACCAGCCACUUGUCGAAAACACAAGGGAACCUGGAGCGAGUAAGGAAUAUCAAGAUCUGGAGAACGAAGAAGGAUGUGAUGAGAGGAAAGGUGUUUCUGUAGACCAAGAAGGCUACGAAGGUCUUGUUCGGAACCAGACACAUAAGUACCAAGGUUUAGACCAGGAUAAAAAACACAUGAAGGAUCAAAGAAAAUCCGAUGACCUCAACCCGAAAAACUUGAGGCAGUGUGUCUCAAGUCCUUCAGAAACUGAUCAAUGUUAUUCGGUUAGUUCCCAACCCCCAAGAAGCCCUCUCGGUUCGCAACUGAAUGUGACGCAAUCAGUAAUUCCACUUCGACUUGACGCAUCUCCCUUCUCCCCUAAUAAGUACCAAGCAGGCGCUUCAAGUCAUUUCGAUAAGUCCUCGAGUAUGCCAUUGUACUACGUCUUGGAGAGCUCGGGGACCACGGCUGAAAAGGGACCUGCCUGCAUCAACACGCACCCAAAAGGAUCCAACACGGUUCCUCUACAGAUGCGAGGCGUCAUCGAAGAACUUAAGGCUGCAACUACUCGCACGACUGUCGAGGUUGACAGCACUAAAAAGGAACCGAUUUAUUACGUCCUAGAGCGACCAAAUCCUACACCAGAAUCUGGGGUGGACCAUAUGCAUAAAGUUAUAGGCGAGCUAAAGAGUCUCAACGUAGCUGGCCAAAGAGGGGAAUAUUCAAAUGAAUGUAGCGCAGUUCCACUGGAUGAUGAUGUCUUUGAAGACCCAAAGGACUAGAAAGAUAAAAUUGCAAGAGACGAAUUCUUGUAAUUUUUAUUGUCCAGUAAUUCGAAAUUCAAUCAUGAGAACUUGACUGUGCGUUAGAGCGCUUUUCUAAAGGCGUAUAGCAGAAGGUAUAAGAAAGGCCGGUGCUCGAAACGUCAGCUUAAGUAAUUCUUUACAUUAUUAACUCCUUUGAUGAAACCAAAUCGUCUUGAUUAUAUACCCCUGACAGACGCAGCGCCACAGCUUCCCUAGAAACUUACGGCCUCCUUUUCUAAAGUUCAAAUGACGAUUUUGUAACGCAACACCUCUCGAUAGCAAGCUUUACGUUCGCGUUAGUUUCGAAAGAUGGGGCAGGGGUGCCCGCGUCAAUAUAUCUAUCAGUUUAUCAUACAUUAAAAGAUGGGUACCAUACAAAAAAAAUAUGACAUAAAUACGAUAAAACACAAAAUAUUGAUCAUAUUGUAAAUUUCCUAAUAUUGACGAGUCACUAUUAUUUGAAAAUAACUCGAUAUUAAAUUGCGACAACAUUUAAACUGUAAAA
Messenger RNA from Stylophora pistillata, 2133 nucleotides. RefSeq lists its product as uncharacterized. NCBI's taxonomy places the organism in Eukaryota, Metazoa, Cnidaria, Anthozoa, Scleractinia, Pocilloporidae. The record is from RefSeq and is a predicted model, not a curated record.